AGGGUUUGUCAAAUCCUUGACCAAUUUGGACUAGUUUUAGAAAUGUCCAAUGGUUCUCAUUGACCCUCCAACUCAUCCUCUUACCCUUCCAAACAAGUGUUUUCUUCUUUUUUUUUUUCUUCCUUUCUUCCUUCACAAAUGAAAGCUUGAAUAAUCUUUGCCGCCCCUCCCUCUCCUCUCCAACAACCAUCUCUCUCUCUCUCUCUCUCUCUCUCUCUCUCUCUCAUCGUUGUCGCUGUUGCUGUUGUUGUCGCCAUCGCUAUGGCUUACAACCAACAACCGCCUCCGCGCUACGUGAUGUUAUCUGAGUAUGGCGGUGGCAGUGGGGGGGAGUCCCUGAACCUCCGUCCUCCGCCCCACCGACGCAACCUACCCCGUUACUACUCCCACGGUCGAUCGAAAGGCGGUGCCUGUUGCUGUGGCUGCCUCUGCUGGUGCUGCUGCUUUCUCCUCCUUUUCAUCCUUGCGGUUGUCGGCACCGCCGCUUACUUCUUCUUCAUCAUGAAGCCCAAGAUCCCUUCCUACUCCGUCUCGGCCCUCUCGAUCUCCUCCUUCGAGUUCCGCGCCUCCGAUUUCACCCUCCAUGCGAAGCUCACCGCGCAUAUUCGUGCAGAAAACCCUAACGACAUGAUAGGCAUCUCUUACGGUUCAGGUUCCAGCGUAGUCGUGUCGUAUAAAAAUUCGACGUUGUGCUCCGGUCACCUACCGAGCUUCUACCAAGGACACCGAAACACGACCGUCAUGCAGGUGGUCAUGGAGGGGCGACAUACGGUCGAUUCAGGAUUUCAAGAUGCUCUCAAGGAGAACAGGGAAGCAGGGCAAGUCCCGCUUGACGUGUACGUGCGCGUGCCGGUCUCGUUGCGGCUCAACGAGGUCGACCUUCGGGAGAUCACGGUGAACGUCCAUUGCGCGCUCGUCGUCGACAGCUUGUCUCCGAACACCAAGGUCAACAUAAAGUCGGCGCAGUACAAGGUCAACGUCGAGUUCUAAGGCCUCAUUCAAUCGUCGUGAUUGGCACCGCUCAGCAACGAUAGCAACGACGACGACGACGACGAUGGCAAUUUAGGGUUUCAUGAGAUGAAGAGAGAAAACCCUAGCUUUUGUUUGAAUCUUAUUUUUGUGUCAGGUUGAUUUUAUACUUGUGAGAGGUCAAAAUGGUAGAGAGGAUCCAACAACAAAAAGGCAUAUUAGUGUUGACUCCGUAAGAUGGAAUACGUAUAUAGAGAGAUGGAGCAUGUAUUGAGAAUUAUAUAGUUUGAGUGAGGAGGGGGAUAGGAAUAAUAUAAAUUUUAUCCAAA
Ananas comosus (pineapple) is the source of this 1298-nucleotide messenger RNA. Its product is annotated as NDR1/HIN1-like protein 13. The coding region runs from base 262 to 990 and encodes 242 amino acids. The record is from RefSeq and is a predicted model, not a curated record. Gene Ontology annotation, cellular component: plasma membrane. The transcript has a single exon. NCBI's taxonomy places the organism in Eukaryota, Viridiplantae, Streptophyta, Magnoliopsida, Poales, Bromeliaceae.